AUGCCAAGACGCUCCUUCGUCAAGUCGGUCCUCGGCCGUCCCUCGCGCAGCUACGCAAAGGAGGCGGUCUCACCGUGGUCCGACGAGCCAAGCUAUCUCAACGGUACACUCUCCCGACAGCCUACCCUGCAUGAUCUGCAACUUUCGACUGGGCCGCGAAGAGGCGGCUCACUCCUGAACUUUGGCGGUCCGACAUACAGUGAUAUCGCCAGUCCGCCAGCGUCCGACAUUGGUAUUCCCUCCUCGUCCCGCCGACGCCCACGGAAGGCGAGCUCAGACAUUGGGUACCAACCGUCGUCGAUGCCCAGUUACUCGAUCUUCCAUGUCAGUGGCAGACCGAUCAUCGAGGACGAGCGGGAGACGGCCUCCGAAUACUCCGAGGUCAGCGAGGCCUGCCAGUAUGUGCCGCCAGCCGUGGUGAACCGACAGCCGAUACGCGCGCAACCGCAAAGACCACAGGAACCACCGCAGAAGCCAAAGGUUCGACACACUCAUUUUGCAGACAAGGUAGAGUACAUGGAGGAGCCAAGAGAGCCGCCCCAACUGCGCAAGAACAGCAACUCUAGUUCUGCCUCCUCGGACACACAAACGUCCAGUGCGACUGUUUCUGCCAUACACUCGCCGACCUCAUCCAUUACCGUGGCCGCGCGACCAUUAGAAGCGGAACGCAAACCAUCACCCCUUGGUGGAGGGCGGCGAAACGUGCUUGACACUACGGGCGCGAUCCCUGGGCCGGCCAUCCCGGCUUCGACGAAACCAACGAAAGAGGUUAGGUUUGAGGCACCGCCGUCUCCUCCAACCCCACCGACACGAACAGUCGAGCCUGCACCUGUCGCUCCAAGUGACGACUCGCAAGCACCAGAGCGGCGGCCAACAGUGAACGGCAGUGUCUCAACAUCUACUGGAGCAGUGAACAACCAGGUGUCUGCGCCACCAGUCUCAGCCGACGCUCCUCGGCCACACCAUGCCAAGUCGGGAUCAACGGACUCAAGUAAUGACUUCUACACGCCGCGGUCUUCCCUGGAGUCGGCUCGCUCCGGGGGCACGGAGUCGGACGCCGAAACCCCGCUAGCGCAGUACGCCGAGAUGCCGUUACCAGUCUUCCGGGUGCAGCCACCGACGCCGGGUGCCUCCUCCGAUAUGUCUGAACCGAGGUACUUGAGCGACACUCCUGAUGAUCAUCUGGCAGCGGAGCCUGUACCAAGGAGCCACAAUCUCCAGGACGAGGACACGAUAGAGGAGGAGACGGAAACGGAGACCGAAAGUGACAGCCGUGAUGAUCACGGGAAUCGAGAAAUCCACGAGAUUCACACCUUCGACACCCCAUCCACGUACGACCUGGCUUCUAUGCCGUCGGCGCCUGUCCGACCACCGCUCCCUCGCAAGAGUUCGAAGCGACCGGAGGUGCAUAAGGCGGACGAGCCGGUCACACCCCAAUCCAAGCCUAAACUUGCCCGAAACCCUUCCUCAUCUUCGACCAUUUCUCGAGGAGGCCGUGUCACGGGCGCGACAGUCACCAUCUUGAACGAGCGCCCGAACAGUCGGAACUCGGGACGCCCUAACCUCACUCGAUCCAGCAGUAAUGCCUCCAAUUCCACAGUCACUCGACCGAAGUCGUCUCAGUCCGCUCGCAAGAGCAAACAGGAGCGCCCUACGAAGCUCCAAUUACACGCCAGGUUCGACCCGUCGCCCCCUUCCUCCCGGCCUGUCUCGAGGGCUUCAUCUGCGUCGCAUUAUUCCCAGAACUCGGACCAGACAUCUUCCUCGCGACCGAAGCUGGGCUCCGAAAUGUCAUACAGUUCGUCCGUCUCCCAACUUUCCCAAAAGUCUGGGCAGUCCAGUGGUUCCAUUCCCGGCUCAACGUCAUCUCGCGGUGCGAAUGGAAAGGGUGGCUGGGCGGCCGCGUCUGCCACGCCGGUAGUCAUGUACAUGCCUUCCGGAGGGAAUGACGGGUGGGCCGCUUUCCAGCCGUUACCUCCACGCUCUCGGGCUAUGCCUCUCCCGGGCUCUCACCGAACUUACGAGCGCGAGUCGCCAUCUGUCUCAGCGGCUAGCAGCAGUAUCGGCGGCAGUGCAGGCGGCAGCGUUGUCGAAGACUCUGAGGAACACCCCAGCUAUAACGACUACGCUGGUCCGCUCUUCGUCCCCAACAGCAUUCCGCACAGCGCCAGCAUGCCUCUCCCUCGCGCAAUGAGCCCACCAAUGGCUGCCGCUGGGUCACCGCUGAGCUCCGAGUUCCCCGUGAAUGGCCGCGCCAUAGUCUCGCCUGCGCCAGUACGACUGCCGCAGAAAUCUAUGCCUCCUCCUGUCCUGGAGCCGCCAGCGCCUGCUCCGCCACCUGUCGCAGCGCCUGCAGCGCCCGUCGCGCCACCUCCCGUGGUGGAGGAAGAGAGCGACAGCGACAGUAGCGAUAGCAGCGACUCCAUGGAGAAGCCUUCGCGGAGCUACAUCAACACGCCCCCUGGGUCAUUGCCUUCGGAACGGCGCAAUGGCACCGCUGUCGCCCAUCGCGCCGCAUCGCCUGUAGGAUCGAUUGCUUCGAUCGCAUCACUUAACCGCGAACGUAGGCGGUCGCUUCCUUCGUCCGGUAGCGUCUCGUCAUCCAUGUCUGGGAGGUCGGUUCGCAAGUCGUGGAUGCCCCCUGGACCCGUGCCUCCCGUCCCGCCCAUUCCUGCGUCGAUAGCGUCGACAUUGUCCCGUCCAUCGGCGCCUCCUUCCAUCGCCUCGGACGGUCCUGACUUCUCGAGGCCGCUGAGCCCCAUGACGCGAGCUUCGCUCGACCGGCCCAGCUCGCUGAACCCAGAUGUCCUGACUCUGUUGCCGGAGAUGACAGAGGAGGACUCGAACACGCUGUACAGCUCGGGCAAGCAACACCGCAGGACGGCGUCGGAGAUUGGUGGGGUCGUUCGUAGGACUUCCAUGUUCGGUCGAAACCCGCGCCAGCCCAAGAUCAGCAAGGCUAUGAGUGACGUUGGUGGCCACCACCGCACCGCGAGCGACGUUGGGCACGACCUCCGGGCUGCGAAGACUGAGGUGCCCGUUGGCUACGCUCGAAGCGAGGGUGGCGGCAGCAUUGUCGGUCGUCCCUUUAGCCCAACCCACUCUCUGCGUCGGAAGCAGGACGGCACCAUCGAUCUGAAUGGCUGGGACGCUGCGAGCAACGCGGCCGAGAUGCCGAUUAUGGAGAGCCACGGCCGCGGCCACAACGCGACCAACGGAUACACCAGCCUAAUCCUUCCUCAGGGUGGCGGUUACAAGCCCGCUGACCCCAUGAAAGCGGCCGGCUCCAUCGACCACCGUAUCCUCGGCAUGCCGACCGGAGCCAUGGGAGCAAUCACAUUCCAAUCGUCUGCGUACCUGAGAGCGAAGAAGUCCAAGGAGGCGCCGACGCCGAAGCACUUGCAGCAGUUCCUGCCUUCCCCCGUCGACUUCUCAUCGCACAUGCAGCCUCCUACGAAGGUGGCCAAGCACCAGAUCCUGCUGCAAGUGUACGCUGUCUCGGUCGACGCCGUGGACAUCAAGGCGUGCGACUUGAAGACGGAGUCGGAUGUUGGCAAGUUCAUUCCUGGACGCUCGUUCGUCGGCCGUGCCGUUACUGUCGGCACGGACGAGGGCGAGAUCUUCCGCGGCGACAUGGUCAUGGGCCUAGUCGACGUGCGCAAGUCUGGCGCGCUCGCCGAGUACAUGGUCGUGGAGCGGCGGCGCGUCGCCCGAGUCCCGCCCAGCACGCAUCUCAGUUUAGAACAGCUGGCAAUCCUGCCUUCGCAGGGCAUCAGUGCCUUCCGCGCGCUGCAGGGCUGCAUCUCGGGCGUGCGCACCGCGCUCAUCAUGGACGCGCAUCUUGGUAUUCCCGCCCUGCUCUGUCAGCAGAUGCGCCGGCAGGGUAUCAGCGUCACGGCAGUCAUCCCCGGCGGCGACGAGCACGCCGAAGCCCAAAAGCAGGCGUACGACAACGGUGCCCGCGGUUGCAUGACCGGGCUCCCGUCGCAGGUGAUGAACUCGCUCGAGGAGGGACUCUUCGACAUUGUCGUGGACACGCGCGGCGGGGACAAGACGUACAGCGCUGCGGUCCGCGUGCUCGCCGAGGGAGGGCUGAUCAUCUCGCUCGCCGGCCCGGCACCCGAGAAUGCGCGCGGUGUUCAGCGAAAGGGCGCGUUCAAGCGCAUGUUCUCGCGCGCUCCCCGCCCGCCCCGGUUCGAGGAGAUCCGCCCAGCGGGCGACGGAGAGGCCGAGGUCGACCACUCGGGCCAGGACACGAGGGAUGUGCUCGAGCAGCAGGUCGUGGGCAUGUACCGUCCCGUCGUUGGCAGUAUCGUGCCCCUUGAGAAGGCGCCGGAGCUCUUCGUGUACAAGCCCGGAACGGAGGAGAGGCUCCGCGCCAACGUUGUCCGCAUCAUCAACUAA
Trichosporon asahii var. asahii CBS 2479 is the source of this 4404-nucleotide messenger RNA. RefSeq lists its product as uncharacterized. The record is from RefSeq and is a predicted model, not a curated record. NCBI's taxonomy places the organism in Eukaryota, Fungi, Basidiomycota, Tremellomycetes, Trichosporonales, Trichosporonaceae. The transcript has a single exon. Gene Ontology annotation, cellular component: mitochondrion. Bases 1 to 4404 code for a protein of 1467 amino acids.